This is a messenger RNA of Eremothecium sinecaudum, 1533 nucleotides long. RefSeq names its product Fen2p (gene FEN2). Gene Ontology annotation, molecular function: pantothenate transmembrane transporter activity. The record is from RefSeq and is a predicted model, not a curated record. The transcript has a single exon. Gene Ontology annotation, cellular component: plasma membrane. Bases 1 to 1533 code for a protein of 510 amino acids. Lineage: Eukaryota; Fungi; Ascomycota; Saccharomycetes; Saccharomycetales; Saccharomycetaceae. Gene Ontology annotation, biological process: pantothenate import across plasma membrane.
AUGGCCAUACCUAUCAAACUAAGAAGAAGCUCGUCCGGGGCUACUUCUCGUACUUCAAAUGCAACUGAGAAACCGGGAUUUACUGAGCCGAAAAUUAAUGAGCGACACUUGCUACUUAAGAUUGAUAUCUUUGUCCUAUCUUUUGUAUGCCUACAGUAUUGGAUUAACUAUGUUGAUCGUGUGAGUUUUGGCAAUGCAUAUGUUACUGGGAUGAAGAAGGACCUUGACCUGAAGGGCAAUGAGUUCAAUCUAAUCAACACAUGCUUCACAAUAGGUUACAUCCUUGGUAUGCUGCCUAAUAACUUGAUACUACUGAAGGUCCAGCCUCGACUAUGGCUUAGUCUGUGUACUUUCCUUUGGGGCAUCCUCACCCUUGCCAUGUACCGCGCCAACUCUUUCCGCUAUUGUUGCGCGAUUCGGUUCUUCCAGGCGAUCUUCGAAAGUUGUACGUUUAGUGGGACCCACUUGAUUCUGGGCUCAUGGUACCGGGAGGAUGAGCUUCCUAUCAGAAGCGCAAUAUUUACAUCAGCGGGUCUAGUGGGUUCUAUGACUAGCGGGCUAAUGCAAGUUGCAAUUUUUAAUGCUAUGGAUGGUACUCGCGGACUUGCUGGCUGGCGCUGGCUAUUCAUAAUAGAUUUCCUUAUUACCCUUCCAAUCGCCGCUUACGGUUAUUUAUUCUUUCCUGGAACACCCGAUCAUACGAUCCGAAGUGCUAAGACACUGCUGUUCAGCGAACAAGAGCUUAGAUACGCCAAGAGUAGAUUGCCGAUUCGCGACGAAACUACCAGAUUGGACUUUUCAGUAUUUAAGCGGGUUCUAGGAAGAUGGCACUGGUGGUUGCUCAGCUUUCUUUGGAUCCUUGGUGGUGAGAACAUCUCCUUCGCCUCCAAUGUCACCUUUUCUCUGUGGUUAACCAACCAGGGUUAUGAUAUUACCGCCCGUAACCACUAUCCUAUUGGCAUAUAUGCUGUAGGGAUUGCUGCAACAUUCCUAUUUGCUGCAUACCUUAACAAGGUACGAAUCGCACGCCAUUGGCACAUCGCCGUGAUACUGGCAAUGCUGUUAUGCGUUGUCGCGAUUCUCAUAAGAGUGGAUCCACUCAAUCACGCGAUGAUGUUUACAGCGCAGUACUUAGGAGGCGUUGCAUACGCCGGCCAGGCCGUAUUCUUCUCUUGGGCCAACGUUAUCUGCCACAAUGAUAUUCAAGAACGGGCCAUCGUUUUGGCCUCAAUGAACAUGUUCUCAGGUGCCGUAAAUGCAUGGUGGUCCUUGCUCUUUUACAGUGCUACACAGGUUCCACGCUUCAAAGAAGGUGCAUACGCUUUGAUAGCUACCAGUAUUGGCAGUGCUAUAAUGUCGGUCAUUAUUCGCGUCUUACAAGUCCGUGAGGUAAAACACAGAUUAAACAAUUUAUCCACACAACUAAAUUACAUAGAUGCUAACACCGCGAUAAGUGAUGAUGGAGAAGACGAUGAAAACAUCUAUUUAGAGUAUCCGUCUCUUCCUUCACCCAGUAGAGCUAUUAAACAGUGA